AUGAGGCCCAGUUUUUCUAGUGAGUCGACUCCAACUGGAUCCUUUAGUAGCUGCUGUAUUCAGGUCGAUGCUUUUGUUUUGCCAUUAGAAGCUGCUGCUGCUACACCAGAUCAUGUGACACCGUCUGUUGUGAAUGGCCGUCGGAUACAAGAGAGCCAGCCACAGUCUGUGAAUAAUCCACCCAGCUAUUGUAUCAGAGCUGCAGGAGUUCUAAGGUACAAUCGUGAGUCCGACGACAACAGGAUAAAUGUUCUAACCAUUCUUCAGGAGCUCCCACCUCUGUCAGAAUUUGGAGUAAAAUGUGAGUACUGUGGGUUAACGGCUAGACCUUCACUCAGUCUAACAUGGAUGCAGGAGCCUGAGACAGCUCCACACUUUUGUUGUGCUCAGCAUCAGCAGCUGUGUGAGAUGCUGGUGAAGGAGAGAGCUUUGUGUGAGGGGACAUGUGACCUGGCAACUGUAAAGGAGGAGGAUGAGUUUGUCGAAGACAUACCAAUUGGACAUAAAGCACAGUCAGAGGUGAAAAUCAACAAGGGUUACUCAAUCCAAGCUGCGACUGAAUCGUGUAAGUAA
Hippoglossus stenolepis (Pacific halibut) is the source of this 573-nucleotide messenger RNA. RefSeq lists its product as uncharacterized. The coding region runs from base 1 to 573 and encodes 190 amino acids. NCBI's taxonomy places the organism in Eukaryota, Metazoa, Chordata, Actinopteri, Pleuronectiformes, Pleuronectidae. The record is from RefSeq and is a predicted model, not a curated record. The transcript is spliced from 6 exons.